AGACAUCCAGACUCCUCUUGUCCUCAUUGCAUGCUUCAGAGUUCAAUUUAGAUGUAUCUCUCACAUCCAUUUCUAUCGAGCCUUUACCUUUAAAUUUUAAACUUGAAAAACUUCCAGAGUACCUGACAGUGAUUGGUCAGAGACAGAGCCACCGGAUUACCUGAUGGCAGCCCUUAGAGACCAUGGCCUUAGAACCUAGGUUAUGCAUAGCCCUCACCUUAGGAAGGAGUCCCUUCAAGGGCAAAUAAGGUGUGAUAGUCCUUGCAACACUGAAGCAUGGAGUAUCCUGUGAAGCAUGAGCUUGCUUGAUGCAGCAUGAAUGCACCCCAGGAAACAUGAGCAUGCCCCUCCAAGUGCAAGCAUACCCCAAAAGUGGGUAGCCAUAGAGCCAGAAGGGCAGGUUCCCUGAAAAAAAAAUAAAGACCUCAAGACCUUAUCCUAAAUGGGAGAUCUUGGAUGCCAGAGGAUUUACUGAUAUUUCCAUGAAACAGCCAGGCCAGGAAGAUAACUGAGCUUAGAGCACUCUUGCUGGUGCCAAUGCAUUGAUUAGUCCAGAUGGCACAAGGGAGAAGAUCUUGGGAGCCAAUUUUGAUCCCUUCCUCAUCACCAAGAAAUACUAGCAAAGACUGUGGGAUCUGUGGAGGACAGAAGGAGAGCUUCAUUUUCUACAAAACACAGUCUGCAGAUUGAGGAGAUGCAGCCUUGGAGGUGGAGAGCUAUAAAGUUAAAAACCACAGGGCAGGGAAGAGGAGUUAAGAACAGAGUCUUGAUUGGAAAGCCUUUAAGCCCCAAGUCACAUGUCUCUUAAUUGGCUGUUCCAAGGUGGUCAGUUAGUUCUUACCACAUGAUCUGUUGGUGAGCAGUUGGAAAAUUCCCAGGUACAGAUUUUUUCAGAAAAUGUUAUUUGACUUGGCUACAGAAAAAUAGGUUUUGCAACACUUACUAAGAACACAGAGAACAUGACCGUCACCUAAACCUGCCAUGGCCUCUUGGGUUUGUUUUUGCUUUUGAGGAACAGGGAGUCCUUCUUGUCUGUUAACCUGGAGGCGUAAUUUGACAACCUAGAUAACAAAUAGAGAUGGGUUUUCCAAAAAUAAUUAUUUUUAUUUGGGAAUAAAGCAUUGCAAUGGGAAUAUGUGUGCCAGGGUAGACUCUGUGCAUAUUCAGGUAGGUAAAGUAAGACAAAGUUUAAAAAAGUAAUGAGGAGAAUUACAUAUUUGUUUUGGAAUGAUUAUCCUUGGCUGUAAAGAUCAGUAACAAAGCUGACAUCAGUUUGAGGUUCGACAGGCCGUUGCUGGGCAGAUGUUCUUGCAGAAGUAUUUUUCUUUAGGUUUCUGAGAAUCUAUAACCUUCGGGCUUACCAAUAGCAGCGAUUGAUUUGUUUACUGAUUGAUUGUUCACAGAAUAGGAAAUCAAAGGAGGCCAAAAUAAGGACAGCCAUAAUUAUUUGCCAAUUGUCAGUUUGAAAAGGGUACCCAAAUCCCUCCACACGAGGAGUAACAUAAGUGGCUUUCCUACUGGCUGUAGCUGUAGACCCACCUCCUUCCCCAGCACAUAAAUAUCCCUGUUAACAUUAACUGAAUCACCUCUGGGUAGAGAAAGCAAACUGUGUAUGCACAGCCCAGCAAAGAGCAGCACACAGCUGAAAGAAAAACUCAGAAGACAGAGUUGAAAAAGAAAACUGGUGAUGGAUCUCAUUCCAAACUUUGCCAUGGAAACAUGGGUUCUCGUGGCUACCAGCUUGGUACUCCUCUAUAUUUAUGGGACUCAUUCACAUAAACUUUUUAAGAAGCUGGGAAUUCCUGGGCCAACCCCUCUGCCUUUCCUGGGAACUAUUUUGUUCUACCUUAGGGGUCUUUGGAAAUUUGACAGAGAAUGUAAUGAAAAAUAUGGAGAAAUGUGGGGGCUGUAUGAGGGACAACAGCCCAUGCUGGUCAUCAUGGAUCCCGACAUGAUCAAAACAGUGCUAGUGAAAGAAUGUUACUCUGUCUUCACAAACCGGAUGCCUUUAGGUCCAAUGGGAUUUAUGAAAAGUGCCUUAAGUUUUGCUGAAGAUGAAGAAUGGAAGAGAAUACGAACAUUGCUAUCUCCAGCUUUCACCAGUGUAAAAUUCAAGGAAAUGGUCCCCAUCAUUUCCCAGUGUGGAGAUAUGUUGGUGAGAAGCCUGAGGCAGGAAGCAGAGAACAGCAAACCCACCAACUUGAAAGAUUUCUUUGGGGCCUACACCAUGGAUGUAAUCACUGGCACAUUGUUUGGAGUGAACUUGGAUUCCCUCAACAACCCACAAGAUCCCUUUCUGAAAAAUAUGAAGAAGCUUUUAAAAUUGGAUUUUUUGGAUCCCUUUUUACUCUCAAUAUCACUCUUUCCAUUUCUUACCCCAGUUUUUGAAGUCCUAAAUAUCGGUUUGUUUCCAAAAGAUGUUACCCGUUUUUUAAAAAAUUCCAUUGAAAGGAUGAAAGAAAGUCGCCUCAAAGAUAAACAAAAGCACCGAGUAGAUUUCUUUCAACAGAUGAUUGACUCCCAGAAUUCCAAAGAAACAAAGUCCCAUAAAGCUCUGUCUGACCUGGAGCUUGUGGCCCAGUCAAUUAUCAUUAUUUUUGCUGCCUAUGACACAACUAGCACCACUCUCCCCUUCAUUAUGUAUGAACUGGCCACUCACCCUGAUGUCCAGCAGAAACUGCAGGAGGAGAUUGACGCAGUUUUGCCCAAUAAGGCACCUGUCACUUACGAUGCCCUGGUACAGAUGGAGUACCUUGACGUAGUGGUGAAUGAAACGCUCAGAUUAUUCCCAGUUGUUAGUAGAGUUACAAGAGUCUGCAAAAAAGAUAUUGAAAUCAGUGGGGUGUUCAUUCCCAAAGGGUUAGCAGUGAUGGUUCCAAUCUACGCUCUUCACCAUGACCCAAAGUACUGGACAGAGCCUGAGAAGUUCUGCCCUGAAAGGUUCAGUAAGAAGAACAAGGACAGCAUAGAUCCUUACAGAUACAUACCUUUUGGAGCUGGACCCCGAAACUGCAUUGGCAUGAGGUUUGCUCUCACAAACAUAAAACUAGCUGUCAUUAAAGCACUGCAGAACUUCUCCUUCGAACCUUGUGAAGAAACUCAGAUCCCACUGAAAUUAAACAAUCUACCAAUUCUUCAACCAGAAAAACCUAUUGUUUUAAAAGUGCACUUAAGAGAUGGGAUUACAAGUGGACCCUGACUUUCCCUAAGGACUUCUACUUUGUUCAAGAAAGCUGUAUCCCAGAACACCAGACACUUCAAAUUGCUUUGUGAAUAAAACUCAGAAAUGACGAUGAGCUUAACCUAAUGUAUUGGGUGAAUAAUUAGAAAUGAUCUACAUUCAUUGAGCUCUCAUUGUCUGUGUAGAGUAUUACACAUUGCAUACUAUGAAGGAGAUGACAAAUAAGUGCCAAAUAAGUACAGUCACCUUCUCUAGUUCUCAUAAGACUAUCUCCUUGCCACCUCCAGUUAGUACCCUCAGGUCCUCCUGAGCUCUGAUCAGAGAAUAAACUUUUCUCUACAAUUUUACCAACAAUUUUUAAUGAAAAGGAAAAUUAUAGUUGUGAUUAUUGUAGUGGCAUUUAUAUUACAUGUUCUAUUUGUGAUAUUCUAUAGUAAGUAUUAUAUUGAGAAAGUCAAUAAACACCUCUUUACAAAA
Messenger RNA from Cercocebus atys (sooty mangabey), 3658 nucleotides. It is a transcript of the gene CYP3A43, whose product is annotated as cytochrome P450 3A43. Bases 1688 to 3199 code for a protein of 503 amino acids. Gene Ontology annotation, molecular function: heme binding; iron ion binding; estrogen 16-alpha-hydroxylase activity. Gene Ontology annotation, biological process: oxidative demethylation; steroid metabolic process. The record is from RefSeq and is a predicted model, not a curated record. The transcript has 13 exons. Lineage: Eukaryota; Metazoa; Chordata; Mammalia; Primates; Cercopithecidae.